Molecule: messenger RNA, 1326 nt
Organism: Mus pahari (shrew mouse)
Lineage: Eukaryota; Metazoa; Chordata; Mammalia; Rodentia; Muridae
Gene: Pla2g2d
Product: phospholipase A2 group IID
Exons: 4
Coding region: 122-478 (118 amino acids)
Biological process (GO): lipid catabolic process; arachidonate secretion; negative regulation of T cell proliferation
Molecular function (GO): phospholipid binding; calcium ion binding
Source: RefSeq, a predicted model, not a curated record
CAGAGACAGAGAGAAAGCAGCCGGCAGGCAUCAGCAUCACUUUUGGUUCUGCCUCAGUUUUCUUCCAUCUGAGACCUCGAGUAUAACUGCAACCCAGGGAGGGCUCCUGAACCUGAACAAGAUGGUCAGCCACAUGACGGGGAAAAAAGCCUUCUUCAACUACUGGCCCUACGGCUGUCACUGUGGACUUGGUGGCAAAGGGCAACCCAAAGAUGCCACAGACUGGUGCUGUCGGAAGCAUGAUUGUUGCUAUGCCCACCUGAAGAUCGAUGGAUGCAAGAGCCUGACAGACAAUUACAAAUACAGCAUCUCCCAGGGCAUUAUCCAGUGCUAUGACAAUGGGAGCUGGUGCGAAAGGCAACUGUGUGCUUGCGACAAGGAGGUGGCCUUGUGCUUGAAGCAAAACCUGGACAGCUACAACAAGCGCCUGCGUUACUACUGGCGGCCCCGUUGCAAAGGCAAGACUCCCACAUGCUAGGGGAGUCCACUCUGUCUGUCCCCUGGAUUCUACCCUGUUCUGGGACAUCUCAAGCAUUGAAGUCCUACAGCUUGCUGCCUCCCGCUCUGGUGUCUAGUCUCCUGGUCCAGCUGGCUUUUGAAGGUCUCCUUGAGGACCUCCUCUUGGUGCCUCUCUGCUGUAAAGGACCUUUUUGAUCUUUCUGUGACACUCCUCUCCCUUCAAACUCUGGUCUUUCUGGACCAAGGUCAGAACUCAGCCCUCUGACGCUGUGUUCUCCCCAACUAAGCUAGGAGGCCUCUGGGUUGAGCCCUGACCCAUCUCAGGUUCAGUGGUACCUUGGUGGUACCUUGGUUCAGGUGUCUCCUAGAACCAAGCCCAUUAUGGGCUCCAACAACCACAGGAUUUAAGGGUGGGGGAAGUUGCUCUGGGUGGGUGCUGGAACUUGGCCUGCUGUCUCUUGUCCAUUGUGCUUCCUCUGGGAUCUCUUGCUGCAUACAGUUCAGGCUCGGGGGCUGUCCUUUGGAAACCUCUCUUGGCUAGCCCUUCUCCCCAGCGCUAAGGACAUCAUUGGGCUGGACUCUCUGGGUGGCAUCACACCCCACAUUUCUCCUGAGACCAGGGUGAUGAGGUAUUCCAGUACUUUCAUCUCAGGCCUGGUUUCUUUCUCUGGAAACUUCUCCAAAGAGCCCUCUCAAUAAACAACUUUCACAAGAGCCCCUGACUGGGGCUCCACCUCUGGGGAAACACAUUGUAGCAACAUUUAUAAAUCCCAUGACCUCUCUCCCUCCCAGAACCACCCGCCUAAUUACAAACCUCAGCUCUUAAAGCUAAGGAAAGUGUGUUCAUUAGUGGCAGAUUCAGGAGCC